AUGUUACUAAAUGGUGCCUCUGACCCUAUCUUGUGUCGAUCCUUUCCAACCUUUUUGAAUAGAGCUGCUUUAUUUUGGUUUUCAAAUUUGCCUGCAAGUUCCAUUGCUAGUUUUGAUGAGUUUGCCGAUCUAUUUGUAAACAACUUCGCAGCAUCCAAAAUCUAUGUACGAGACUCAGAUUAUCUUAGCACAAUUACUCAAGGACAACACAAAAGUCUGAAAGACUACAUGACGAGGUUUGCAAAGGCAGCGAUGGAAAUUUCCGAUCUAAAUCCCGAGGUUCAUUUACAUGCCUUGAAAAGCGGGCUUCGCCUUGGAAAGUUUCACAAGGCCAUUGUAGUAACAAAACCAAAGACGCUAGCAAAAUUCAGGGAUAAAGCGAUUGGACAAAUUGAAAUUGAAGAACUACGGGAAGCUCGAAGAUUGGAAAAACUAUUACCUCGCAGAGACGAUGACAAGCAAGGUCGAACAAACAACCUUUGA
Arachis ipaensis is the source of this 483-nucleotide messenger RNA. RefSeq lists its product as uncharacterized. Lineage: Eukaryota; Viridiplantae; Streptophyta; Magnoliopsida; Fabales; Fabaceae. The record is from RefSeq and is a predicted model, not a curated record.